Phaedon cochleariae (mustard beetle) is the source of this 1092-nucleotide messenger RNA. The record is from the annotation of a GenBank genome assembly. Lineage: Eukaryota; Metazoa; Arthropoda; Insecta; Coleoptera; Chrysomelidae.
GGCGCUGAGCCGCUGAGUUCGUAUGGGGACUCCCACCCGAGACGGUUCGAAAGUAUCUGUCACUUCCAAGUGAUUUUUUUGGAUUUCCCGAUGAAAAUACAGCCAGAUUGUCACUGUCAUAGGUCAGAUUGUCAGUAUGUCAGUAGUCAGUAGUUUUAUUUUCAUUUUUUCAUGUUAUAGUUUAUAAUAGGUUAUACUGUUAUACAAAACAAGAAAACAACGUACCACGAUCAUAAAAAUUCCAUGUUAUUACAAUCAAAUUAAUAUUUGUAGUUUUAGUAUUUCUCGCGUUAUUAGUGGUUUCAAUUGUGAAAUAUUAGAAAUCAUAAUUUCACUCCAAUGGUUCUCAUGACAAUGAUUGCCAGAGUGGCAGAUGGCCUUCCUUUGGCUGCCACAAUGCAAGAAGAUGAACAGUCAGGAAGGAGUAUAUUAGACUAUCAGAACCAAGCAAAAAUGUUAUUUAGAAAACUAGGACCACAAUCCCCUGUCAGAUGUACAAUUGAGACAGGACCAUAUUUAUUCCACUAUUUGAUAGAAUAUGAAGUUUGUUACUUGGUAUUGUGUGAAAAAAACUAUUCCAAGAGGCUGGCUUAUUCAUACCUUGAAGACAUUGCACAAGAAUUCCAUACCCAAUAUGGAAAACGAGUAAACACAGUAACCAGACCAUAUACAUUCAUUGAAUUUGAUACAUUUAUCCAAAAGUCAAAGAAACAGUUCACAGACUCUAGGUCUAGGAGAAACUUAAAUGCUAUCAACAAUCAAUUACAAGAUGUUCAAAGAAUAAUGGUACAAAACAUUGAUGAUGUGCUACAAAGAGGAACUGUUCUAUCUGAAUUGGAUAUGAAAACACAAAGCCUAUCUAUGCUGACUGAGAAAUAUAAAAAAGAUGCAACGUAUUUGAAUAAAAAAUCAAUGUAUGUGAAAGCCGCUGUAGGUGGAAUAUUUUUGUUUAUAUUCAUUUUAUAUUUCUGGGUGUUGUAAGGGUUUCGAUAAUAAAAAUUCAUAAUAUACAAUGUUUGUACAUAUUACAUAACUACUAUAUGUAAAUAAUGGAAAAUAUAUGACUAUAAUUGGCUCGUUAAUUUAUUUCAA